Messenger RNA from Scutellospora calospora, 636 nucleotides. Lineage: Eukaryota; Fungi; Glomeromycota; Glomeromycetes; Diversisporales; Gigasporaceae. The record is from the annotation of a GenBank genome assembly.
AUGUCAGUUCAACAACUUUCUGAGAAUAAAGUUGAAGAGGCUGCAGAAAUGUUAGGUAUAUUUGUUGGAUCUGAAGCUGGCGGGGGAAGUCAUCUCAAUCCAAUGCUGGAAAUUUGCAAGAUUUUAAUAGAUCGUGGAUAUAAUAUAACAUUAGUAGCAAAUCCUGGGAAUUUUACGGCUACAUCUACUUUAUACCAUUCGAUUCCGCAAAUAAGUCUUUCAGAACCUAUUGACACUAAUUCAUCUCCAGAGUAUAGAGAAAUCUUUUUAACGAAUAUACUUAUAAAACCUGACUUAUUUUUUUGCGACUAUGUGACAAAUGAGGCUUGUUUUGAUCUAGCAUGGAAAUUAAAAAAGCCCGUUGUUGGAUUUGUCAGUUAUACUAUGUAUUUCACUGCAUCACCUCCCUUUAGAUCAGAUCCAAUAUUUGGUUGUCAUGUGAACAUGGAGAAUAGAUCAUUUUACGAUCGGUUUAGAUGCGCUGUAGUACAACCAUUGCGACUUAGAUGGUAUUUUCGAAAAAAUAUAAAUUAUCUCAAUGCUAGAAGAGCCAAAGUUGGUGUUAGCAAAAAUUGUGACUACAGAGGAACAAUAGCUGACACUUUAUUUUUAGUCGAUAAUUUCUUUGGAUUUGAG